This is a messenger RNA of Pundamilia nyererei, 2226 nucleotides long. It is a transcript of the gene nostrin, whose product is annotated as nitric oxide synthase trafficking. NCBI's taxonomy places the organism in Eukaryota, Metazoa, Chordata, Actinopteri, Cichliformes, Cichlidae. Gene Ontology annotation, biological process: signal transduction. Gene Ontology annotation, cellular component: cytoplasm; plasma membrane. Bases 1 to 1653 code for a protein of 550 amino acids. The transcript is spliced from 16 exons. The record is from RefSeq and is a predicted model, not a curated record. Gene Ontology annotation, molecular function: protein binding.
AUGAAGGAACCUACCACCACCUGCUCUUAUCACCAGCUCUAUCAAAAUGCGAAACAAUAUUCAAAAAAUGGGGAAUACUUCUGCAAAGAGCUCAUGUCCGUUUUCCAGCAAAGGGCAGAGUUGGAGCUUACUUACUCCAAAGGCCUACAAAAACUCGCGGGCAAACUCAUCAGGGCCUCCAAAGGAAUGUCAAACAAUUCCACCCACAGUGCCUGGUGUCAUGUGUCAGAUGAGAUGUACUCAAGAGCAGACGCCCACAGAUCAGUAGGAAAUGCAUUUCAGCAGGAAGCAAUUCUGGAAAUACGACAAGUCUUAGACGAGCAUAAUAAGAGGAAGAGGCCUCUUGACAGUGCCAUUGAAAGAACCGGAAAGCUUGUUACUGCUAACUGGAGUGAGCAACUGAAGAUCAAAAAGAAAUUAAUUGGACUAACAAGAGAACACGAGGAUCUGUUCAACUUUGUUGAAAACAACAAACACAUCUCCACUGAGAAAGAAAAACAGAAGAUGCUUAACAGGCUGACUAAGUCAGCAGAGAUGCAGGCGCGGGUGGAUGAGGAGUACUUUAAUAUCAACAUGGAGGGUCAUCAGAUGAGACUCAAGUGGGAAAACACAUUGAAAAACUGCUACCAGAUCAUACAGGAGCUGGAGAAGCAACGGAUUGAACUUCUAGGCAACAUCCUAAAAAGAUAUAACCUCCAAAUGUACAGCUUUGGACAGACCCUCAAACAUGGCCAAACACAGAUAGAACAGGCGGUCCAAAGGGUGGACACUGAUAAAGACAUACAAGCCCUGGUGGAAGAGAACAGAAACACCACUGAAGAUCACAAAGUCGAGUUUUUGAUGGCUGAUUAUUUCGAGGAAGACAGCAAAUCAUUCAUGGACAAAGACAGAAGAAGAGAGGCAAUCAAGCUUAAACUUCAGCGCCUCGACGAGAAUAUUACGAAAACAAAGAAAGACUGUGAAGGAAUUGAAAAACUUAUGAAAACAUACUCUGAAAAUCCAUCUUUUUCCAACCAAAAGAACCUUGAGGAAACCGAGCAGCAGCUUGAUGAGAAUACUCUAAAACUGGAUCUCCUGGAGGCUACUCAUUACAAACUCUCUACAUCGCUGUCUAAAUUAGAAGGGAAACCAAAGUCCCAUCACCGGUUCAGCAACAGUAUUCUGAAAUGGAAGGACAAGGACUGUGAACAUAGUCUAGUUCAGCUGGCUCGUCCAGUCAGACUCAGGAGGACACCCUUCAGAUCCCGGCAGUCACUGAGAGCUUCCAUCAUUUACAAAGGACCACCUCUGUUUGUGGCACAGCAGUCUGUGGAUCCUUCAAAAAAUGCCACUGACCAGGUCAGUUCUACAAGCCCAACACAGGAAAGUCAAACUGCAGAGAGUGGCAGCACUGUUAAUGGAGUCUUGGAGCCUCACACGGAAGAGGACAAAGGACAAGAGUUGUGCAGUAUAGGAAAAUGCAAGGCCAUUUACAACUUCACCCCUGAGCACGACGAUGAACUGGCUCUGAACGAAGGAGAUUUACUAGACAUUUAUUCCAAGGAAGAAACCGGCUGGUGGUUUGGCAUGUUGAACGGGCAGAUGGGCCAUUUCCCAUCAACCUAUGUUGAAGAGCUACCUCAGUUAAGCAGCAUUAAAUCAUCUGAUGCCUGACCGACCCUGAAUCAAAUUCUAACCACAGCGAUGCCAAACAUUCAUUAGAAACUUAGUCUGAAAGGAACAAUAUCUGUGUAUGCACCGAUUUUAAUUUGGUUAAUUAUUCAACAUUUGUCACAUUCAGUUCUUGUAUAUUUAUGAAGUGAGAUGUACAUUCAGCAUCUUAACACUGCCUCCUGGCUAUUUUGUAAUGCUCCUAGGAUUAAAGUUGAACAUGACACUAAUAUCAAAUAACAAGUUUUUUCAUAAUUUAUAUUACACUCGAUACAAGGUCGACUAACACGAGGCUUUAAUAAAGAAGUGCUUUAUUACAUCAUUGAUGUCUGUAGCACGUGUAAAAAAAAAAGAGAUUUGUAACAAACAAAUAAAAUAAAACUGUUUACAUCAAUGUUUAAGUAGUCAGUUCCUUAUUAUUCAGGAUUAAAAGGUAAGCAGUUGUCCAAAUGUCAAUUCACUCGCUGGGCCCACGUCCUCAUUUUAGGUUUGACAGCGUUAUCGUAGAUAAAGGUGAACGGCUUGGACAUUCAUUGAGCUGCGGUUUGAGCAAGGCCUCGAAGGGGACUGGCGUGG